AUGGCUCCCGUGCUCCUCGAAGACGAGGCGUGCGGCACCAAGGUAGCCCUCGCGAAGGACAUCCCCGUGGCAGAGUCUGGCGCGGAGGCCUUCCUCAAGGAGGUCCCCAAGAAGGACCUGACCGCGUUCGCCAAGGCCGUGUCUGCCGCCCACAAGCCGAGCGCUUUCGCCGACUGGACGACCCCGUCGAACCCGCGCCGCAACAACGGGCGCGAGGGUGAGGCCAAGGAGUCUCCAGAGGAGAAGCUCGCCACGGCGGGCGACGCCGACCGGACCGUCUCGGCCAAGGAGUCUCCGGGGGUGAAGCUCGCCACGGCGCCGAUCGCCUCGCACGCUUCGGGCAUCUCCGGCUGGACCAACCCGUCGAAACUGCGCCGCAAGAAGGCGCGCAAGGGCUCGUCCGCCCGGGUCGGCCGCGUCGAGAACGUCUCCCGGGUCGGCGGCAAGAACCGGUUCGGGGCCCUGCUCGGAACGAACGGCAACGAGGACGUCGGUGGCGGCGGCAAGGUGGCCCACAAGGCGCGGCCGCCCCGCGGCUCCACGCCGCCGACCACGGACUCGGGCAUGGUCGAGACGACCACAGUUCCCACGCUGGACAGCUCCGUCUCUGCCUCCGGCCGGUUCUCGUGGCCCAAGCUCUGCCCGUCCUACAACUUGCUCCGCCUCUUUGCCAGCCUGGCGCUGAUCUGCCUCGGAGCCGCGUUUGCGCACUCCUCGUACUCUGCCACCGCCGCGCUUCUCUCCUCGCAGCGGAACGACUCCCCGUGGCCGACAUCGCCUCUCGCGACCGUCGCAAAGCCGUUCACGCCGGCAUCGCCCAACGGCUUCUGCGAGGUUGGCGGCAUCGACACCAGCUCGUUUGUAGCCAUCGUAUCGUCGGACAGCGCGCCCGCCAACCACCCGGUGCGUGCUCGCUCGCGCGUGCUAGUAUCCCCACCGAGCAAGCUCGUGACUAACAGCCCGCGCGCUGAUCAGGGCGGACGCGACGAGGGGCGCUCGUGGGGAGCACUGAUGGAAGAGAUCGACGAGGCGGUGGGCGAGCCGUUGCACCUAAUUGGCGAGCCGCUGGCGUCCGUCAAGGAAAUUUACGAGAAGCAGCCGGCCGAGGCCGACUUGGAGACCGUCCCGGCCUCGCGCAACAGCAUGGAGCGCAAGGGCGAGCCUGAGAUCGACCUCGUCGGUCCCGUCUACAGCAACAGGACGGGGAUCAUCGCUCGGGGACGCGACACCGUCUUGCCCGUGAACGACACGUCGCCCGAGUUGCGGCCCGCCGACGCUGGGAAGCCUGGGAUGCUGGAGGUGCGGAAGCUGGUCGAGACUGGCCUCGGCGCGCCCGUCGCUAGCAUGCACGCCGGUGGCGAGUGGCGGGCGAACGACGGAUUGACGGACGCUUCUCGAGUCCCAACCAAGGACCUCUUCCUCCAGCGUGGCCGGGCCGUCAACCCUACGCUGGGGGAGCCAGCGUGGCCUGAAGAGGUCCGUGCCGCUCAGGUCGCCGACUCGAACGCGGUCGAGUCCGAUCUCUUCUCGGUCUCAAGUGUGUGCGCCGACUGGCAGCCACGCGGCGCUGCCCGUGCGUGGCACGCGAAGCCUCACCACGCGCUCACCGACGAGCUCUGCAAGACCGACAAGCCGCCCGCGAACCCGCCGGUCGACAAGCUCUCCAUCGACCUGCCCUCCCCGUUCCACUUUCCCUUCAUGAGCGGACCCUCCUCUUCCGCGCCUGUCCGCACCCAGCAGCGCUGUCAGUUUGGGGCCGCCUUGUUCUUGCUGCUCGGAGCGUGCGGCGGCGUGCUGCUCUCGGUGCGGAGGAGCAGCUCGGGGCGCCUCGUGCGGUGCCGGACAGGGGCGAGGCGUGGCGCGUGGCUGCUGAUUCUCGCCGCGCUGCUCCCGCUGGCAUGUGCACCAUCAGCCCACACGUCUGGCUCGGGCGCCGGCAGCAAAACGUUCAUCCUCGCCCCCCUCCCUCCGUCCUCUCCGUCGCCGCCGUCGCUGCCCCCUCCGCCGCCGCCCUCAGCAUCGCCGUCGCCGCCGCCGGCGCCGCCGCCCAAGGUGCUGGUCCAGUUCGCCGUCACCAGCGGCUCCAGGUGCGCCGAGAGCCUGCCGUACGGCCCGGAGCCGUCCAAUUUCGCGACGUCGACCUCGCCGCUGGUCUGCACCGACUGCGUCACCGACACGACCGACACGUGGGAGCAGGAGUUCUACUGCGACGGCAGCACUGGCCCCGACCUGACGCUCGAGUACAAGUUUGACACGGACCGCACGAUCGGCGCCACUCUCGCCGCGGCCAACAUGGGCGGCAUCCCCGUCACAUGGUCCGCCUCGGGCUCGCUCCUCAGCAGCCCCGUCACCAUGAGCGGCACGUGGGUCGGCACCUCGACCACCGUGUACUGGACCGGCUCCGUCGGCGCCUCCGGCUCGGCUCUGGCCUCGGACGACUUCGCGUGGAUGGGCGGCAGCGGCGUGAUCAUCGACGGCGACCAGCAGAACACGGUCUCCGGCUCCACCGGCGUCUGCUCGGGCCCGGGCGUCUACGGCCAGUCGAACUGCAACUCGGACGACAGCAGCUGCAGCACCCUGUACUACGGCUCGUCGUCCAAGUCGUGCUCGAGCAUGAUCACCCGCGUGUACGCGCGCGCCGGUCCCAAGCCGCCGGCGGCGCCUCCCUCCGCCUCGCCGUCCUUGCCAUCUCCGCCCUCUACGCCGCCGGUGUUCCCCGGCUUCGAUGUCGCCGCGGAGAGCGAGGCUAAGCUCCGCUCCCUGAUCACGGAGGCUGCUACUUCGCAAGCCGACGUCGCAAUCUACCUGCCGUCCAGGGCAGACUUCAAGCUGUUCAGCCAGAUCAGCUGCACCUCCACCAUCAAGGUGACCGUCGCGAGCAGCGGCGAGGGCGCGACGCUCGACGGCCAGGGACAGUCCGGGCUCUUUUACCUCUCGGGCGGCUGCAGCCUCACCCUGCGGGGGCUGACCCUCGUCAACGGGAGGGCAAGCAGCGGCGGCGGUGUUGUGUUCGCGAGUGGCGCAGGCGACGUCGAGAUCAUCGACUCGACGCGCGGCGGCGUCGUCUACGCGGAGGGCAGCGGUGCGGUCUCGAUAAUCGGCUCGAACGUGUCGGGCUGCUCGGCUGGCGGGUCCGGCGGCGUCGUCUACGCGUUUUUCAGUGAGUCCCUCUCCGUCGCGGGUGUCGACUUCAUCGACAACGGAGCGGGGAGGUCAGGCUCGGUGCUGUACCUGGACGAACUCCGCCAACGCACCUCGAUCAGCGACGCCUCCUUCACCGGCAACACCGCUGGCGACGACAAGACGAUACAGACCGACUCGCCGAUAGACUGGGACUGCCGCUUGGGCAGCUGGAUGCAGACCGAGGGCGCCUUUAAGGGCGACUUCAGCGUCAAGAUCCUGUUCGGCUUCUACCAGAUCAGUACCGUCUUGUCCUCCACCUACUCCGCGCGGCUGCCGGACAAGUACACGAGCUGGACGGACAACUUGGCCAACGUGAUUUCCGUCGACUGGUCUGGCUUUUUCCUGCCGGAGCAGUGCCUCGGCUACGGUAUGCGACUCCUCGCCAUCGCCCUCUCCCCCGUCGCCCUCAUCGCCCUGCUAAUGAUCGCGGGGAUAAGUCUGCGGCUCUACCGCUGGCGCGCCGCCCCGGCGCCGCGCGAGAGGCCGUGGUACGCGGAGGCGGCCCUCGGCCUCCUCGACCUCACGCCGGCCGGCCUCGUGCUCGUCUUCUGCUUCGCCUACACCACCUCUCCGCCCGGCGAGGAGCUAGAGCAGGUCUCCUACAUGCGGCAGGACGCGAGCGUCGAGUGCGGCUCCGACGAUCACGGACCCAUCACCACCCUCGCCACCGGCUUCAUCGUCCUCUGGCCCGCCGGCUCGCUGGUCCUCUUCACGUCGCUCCUCGCCGCUUGCUACAAGCCGCUGCAGGCCAAGACGCCGAAUGCUCUGACGCGGGCUGCCGGCUUCCUGCACCGGGAGUACGAGAAGACCUGGUGCUGGUGGGAGGCGGUCGAGCUGGCGCGCAAGCUCGUGCUGACUGGCUUCGUGCUGCUGAUCCCGGAGGAGCGAGCCUUUGUUCGCCUCGUGGUGGCGACGCUCAUCUGCUCAUGCUACGCCGUCGCGCUCGCCGUCGUGCGGCCGUACAAGCGGGUCGAGGACAACGUGCUCGCCGUCGCCACGAGCCUCGUGCUCCUCCUGCUCUUCCUCGGCACCAACUGGAGCACCACCUUCCUCGGCAUCGAGGAGCGGUACCAGGGAGCAGAUCCCGCCGAUGUCCUCGGCUUCCGCAGCCUCAAUGUGAUUGUCGACUCGAUGAUCAUCCUCGUUGCAGUCGUGCUCGCCUUCUUCCUCGUCGGCGCCAUCGUCGCCGCCCGUCGCGUCGCCAAGAUCCCCACGAUCCGACUCGUCUCGACCAAGCAGCCCCCCGAGCUGAGCAUCGCGAUGGGCCUCACGUGGCACCUCUUCAACAGCCACAUCUGGUCGACCGGUCAAGACGCCGUCAAGGUCAUCAAGGGUGAGCUCGAGCAGCUGCUGCCGGACAUCAAAGUAGAUGAUCUCAAGGAUAUCGGGGCGCUGGAGGAGUACAUCCAGAGCUCGCAGGUCAUCCUCUUCUUCCUCUCGCAGGGCUACUUCCGCUCCAAGGCUCGCCUCUUCCUCCCACCCCGCCUCUACCGCACCCUGGCCCCAAGAACUGCCGCCUCGCCCGCGCCACAGAACUGCCUCCGAGAGGUCCGCUCGUCGCUCGAGAAGGACAAGCCGCUGGUCCUCGUCCAAGAAGCGGACCCUGAAAAGGGCGGCGGGACGCUCCAGGCGCUGCGCGACGAGUGCCCCGAGGACCUGCAGCCGGCCAUCUUUGACAACGACUGGCCGCUCACGAUUUGGUAUCGCAUCGAUGAGUUUCAGCUCAUCUCCCUCAAGAUCAUCGCCGAGGCGCCGCCGGCCACAACCAGCUCCGCGGUGCUCCUCUGCUCGCCCAACUUUCUGGACAGGACCUCCCUUCCGCUCUGCGUGUCGGGUGAGCUCGAGAGCCAGUCGCUCGCCUUUUCCAAACCGUGCACGCUCUGGGCCUCGCCUGCCAACGCGGGGUCGCUGGCGCUGGCCGAUGAGAUCGCCGCCGCCUUUGCCCCAGAUCGUGAGACCGCCGGUCUCACGAUCUGCACCAGCGAUGAUCGGCCGGCCAGCGCGACGCACUUGCUGCUCUACCUCAACGAGGACAGCUUCGUCAGCGACGAGCGGCUGGCCGAGCAGGUCAAGCAGGCGCGCCAGGACAGGCUGAAGAUCGUCAUGGCGCACGAGAACGACCCCGCGCUCGGCGGCUGCCAGUUCUCGAGGUUUUUCGAAGAGCUCAUCGCCGGCGGACUCUACAAGGACCUGGCAAAAUCUUGCUUCCCCGGCCACCACCGCAAGGCGCGCGCGCCCCUCUCUCACACACAGCGAGCUCUCCCCCGCAUCGAGCGUUUCGUGACGAGGGGCGGGUCCCUGCCCGCAGGCAGCGUCGUUGAGGGCAGCACCAGUCUCGCGAAGCGCAGCCUUGGCGGACUCAGCCGGGUGUUCGCCAAGAUGAGCAGCCGCAGCUCUGCGGAGGCGCGCGACGUCUCUGGAGGCGAGGCGUCGUCGGUGCAGCAGCAGGUCUGA
This is a messenger RNA of Emiliania huxleyi CCMP1516, 5637 nucleotides long. RefSeq lists its product as hypothetical. Bases 1 to 5637 code for a protein of 1878 amino acids. The transcript has 15 exons. The record is from RefSeq and is a predicted model, not a curated record. NCBI's taxonomy places the organism in Eukaryota, Haptophyta, Isochrysidales, Noelaerhabdaceae.